This is a messenger RNA of Cuculus canorus (common cuckoo), 1773 nucleotides long. RefSeq names its product protein O-glucosyltransferase 1 (gene POGLUT1). Gene Ontology annotation, cellular component: endomembrane system. Lineage: Eukaryota; Metazoa; Chordata; Aves; Cuculiformes; Cuculidae. Gene Ontology annotation, biological process: protein O-linked glycosylation; positive regulation of Notch signaling pathway. Bases 69 to 1247 code for a protein of 392 amino acids. The transcript has 11 exons. Gene Ontology annotation, molecular function: UDP-glucosyltransferase activity; UDP-xylosyltransferase activity. The record is from RefSeq and is a predicted model, not a curated record.
UCGGCCGCCAUCUUUGUUAGGGGCAUUCCCGCCGUUCCGGUGUGCUCGGGCACAGGCGCGGGGCGGCGAUGGGGCGCGCGGGGCUGGCGCUGUGGGCGCUGGCGGCGGCUGCCGCGUGCCGGCUGGGACCCGCCCUGGCGGGGGGCGCGGCAGAUGCCAAAUGGAAAACAAUAACUGACCAAAUUAAGGAAGCUGUGGAAGUCUAUAAGCCGUGUGUAAAGGAGAAUUGCAGCUGCCACCAAAGUGUCUGGAAGCAGGACCUGGCUCCUUUUCGAAGUGGCAUUUCCAAGGAGGUAAUAUCAGAUGUGGUGAGCCGGAAGCUUGGGACACACUACCAAAUAAUUAAGAACAAAUUGUAUCGUGAGCAGGACUGCUUGUUCCCUGCAAGAUGCAGUGGAGUUGAGCACUUCCUUCUGGGGAUCAUCAACCGCCUCCCUGACAUGGAAAUGGUGAUCAAUGUGCGAGACUACCCCCAGGUCCCCAAGUGGAUGAAACCCAUUAUCCCAGUCUUUUCCUUCAGUAAGACAUCCGAUUACAAUGAUAUCAUGUAUCCUGCCUGGACGUUUUGGGAAGGAGGACCAGCUGUUUGGCCAAUUUACCCAACAGGUUUAGGGCGCUGGGACCUCAUGAGAGAGGACCUCAGAAGAUCUGCAGAAAAAUGGCCAUGGACAAAAAAAAUCUCUAAAGGAUAUUUCCGAGGAUCCAGAACGAGCCCCGAAAGAGAUCCUCUCAUUCUGCUGUCCCGAGAAGACCCAGAACUCGUUGAUGCUGAGUACACUAAAAACCAGGCUUGGAAAUCUGAAAAGGACACCUUAGGGAAGCCUCCUGCAAAGGAAGUUCCACUGGUUGAUCACUGCAAAUACAAGUAUCUGUUUAAUUUCCGGGGAGUGGCUGCCAGUUUCCGGUUGAAGCACCUAUUCUUAUGUGGUUCACUCGUCUUUCACGUUGGAGAAGAAUGGUUGGAGUUCUUCUACCCCCAGCUGAAGCCUUGGGUCCACUACAUCCCAGUCCAAUCAGACCUCUCUGACGUCAGGGAGCUAUUGCAGUUUGCAAAGGAAAAUGAUGCCAUAGCACAAGAAAUUUCAGAGAGGGGACGCCAAUUCAUCAUCGAGCACUUGCAGAUGGAGGAUGUCUCUUGCUACUGGGAGCAUCUACUGUCUGAAUAUUCCCAAGCCUUGACUUACAAAGUGAAAAGGAGGAAGAGCUACAGUGAGAUCACUUCUGGACAGCUGAAAACAGAACUGUAGAGACUUCUCUGUUUUUUCUCUUCAGCUCAAACUGAUCUCUGUGGAAAUCUGAAGAUCAGUGUUUCUUCUUUCUUCUCGCAGGCUUCUUAUCCGUUAUGCUAGAACCACAGAGAACAGCAGUAGGCUAACUCUGAAAUUGCUCCCAUACAGUGGGACCUGGUAUUACUGUCACUAUGGGAAUGUUAGGUAGAAUGUUGGAUUAUGGCUGUUCAGUGCAGUGGUUGUGCUUGUGUCUAGAAGAGGGUUCUUAGCAUUUGAGAGUCAGUUACUUCCUGUCUCAGAAUGAUCCUAAAUCCCGUUCAGUCAAUGAGAAGCCUUUCUUUUAAUUUUAAUAGACUUUUUGCCAAUCCCUCUGUACUCAUGGGCAAGGCACAGAGACUGCCAGCUCCACUCAGCUGGGAGAUACAGGCCCCUUUUCUGGCAAAUGGUCAGUGUUUUCUCACCUGUGUGAUAUCACUUGGGAUAUUUGUUACUCUGACAGAGGCAGGUACUGGGAUUUGGGGUAACCUUUCUAGAUAGCUUAGAG